Molecule: messenger RNA, 1683 nt
Organism: Anopheles bellator
Lineage: Eukaryota; Metazoa; Arthropoda; Insecta; Diptera; Culicidae
Product: zinc finger protein 420-like
Exons: 2
Coding region: 37-1422 (461 amino acids)
Source: RefSeq, a predicted model, not a curated record
UGCCCUCAUUGUUCGGCAACAUAUCCAUUUUUAAGCAUGCUAAAGGUACACAUCCGCACUCACACCGGCGAAAUGCCUUACAAGUGUAAAAUCUGUGACAAAGCAUUCAGAUCACACCACAGUAUGGUACUUCAUUCAAAAAUUCACAACGAGGAUCAAAAGCAUCAGUGCCCCUAUUGUUCAUCAAAGUUCGUACAGUCUAACAAAUUGAGAAUCCACAUCCGCACUCACACCGGCGAAAGGCCAUACAAGUGUAAAGUCUGUGACAAAGCGUUCAAAUCACACCACAGUAUGGUACUUCAUUCGAAAAUUCACAAUAAGGACCAACAGUAUCAGUGCCCUUAUUGUUCAUCAACGUUCGCACAGUCAUCUAACCUAAAGAUUCAUAUCCGCACUCACACUGGGGAAAAGCCAUACAAGUGUAAAGUAUGUGACAAUGCAUUCAGGACUUCAAGCAAUCUGGCAGAUCAUUCGAAAAUACACAAUAAGGACCAACAGCAUCAGUGCCCCUAUUGUUCAUCAAAGUUCGCGCAGUCUAACAAAUUGAGAAUCCACAUCCGCACUCACACUGGCGAAAAGCCAUACCUGUGUAAAGUCUGUGACAAAGCCUUCCAUUCAUCAAGCCGUCUUGCAGACCAUUCGAAAAUUCACAAUAAGGACCAACAGUAUCAGUGCCCUUAUUGUUCAUCAACGUUCGCAAAGUCGUCUAAGCUAAAGGAUCACAUUCGCACUCACACUGACGAGAGGCCAUACCAGUGUAAAGUCUGUGACAAAGCGUUCAGGUCAUCAGGCACUCUAGCCCGUCACUCCAAAAAAAUUCACAAGAAGGAUGGAUGUAAAGUCUGUGACAAAGCGUUCAUGCAAUCAAGCAAUCUAGUACGUCAUUCUAAAAUUCACAAUAAGGACCUUCAGCAUCAGUGUCCUCUAUGCUCCUUAAAAUUCGCACAGUCGUUUAAUCUAAAGAGACAUAUCCGCACUCAUACCGGCGAAAAGCCAUACAAGUGUAAAGUCUGUGACAAAGCGUUCAUGCAAUCAAGCAAUCUAGUUCUUCAAUCUAAAAUUCACAAUAAGGAACGACGGCAUCAGUGUCCUCAUUGUUCAUUGAAGUUCGCACGGUCAUUUAACCUAAAGAGACAUAUCCGCACUCAUACCGGCGAAAGGCCAUACCAGUGUAAAAUCUGUAACAAAGCAUUCAGCGCUUUAGGCAGUCUGACAGAUCAUUCGAAAAUUCACAAUAAGGACCAACAGCAUCAGUGUCCUUAUUGUUCAUCAAAAUUCACGCAAUCAUCUACGCUAAAGAAACAUAUACGCACUCAUACCGGCCAAAGGCCAUACAAGUGUAAAGUCUGUGAUAAAGCGUUCAGGCAAUCAAGCAAUCUAGUUCGUCACUCUAAAAUUCACAAUAAGGACCAACAUCAUUAGUUUUCACUGUCCUUUCAUUUUUGCGUUUCUUAAAGAUAGAAUUAUGUAUGUUUGCUGAACCAACUUAGUAACAUGGUACGUUACAAAAAGUUGUAACGGUUGACAGAUUAGCUACGCGAAUUAAGGUGCGGUGUUAUAAACAGAUGCGUCUGUUUAUAAAGUCUGGCAACAGGAACAUCGUCGCGGUAGAUCCCGAUGAACAGCGAAGAGUGAACCGGAAAAUCGCCGCAGGAGCGCCGGGCGAUGUUUUCACGAGCGCCA